Xylaria bambusicola is the source of this 1065-nucleotide messenger RNA. RefSeq lists its product as uncharacterized. The coding region runs from base 474 to 686 and encodes 70 amino acids. Gene Ontology annotation, cellular component: Ssh1 translocon complex; membrane. The transcript is spliced from 3 exons. The record is from RefSeq and is a predicted model, not a curated record. NCBI's taxonomy places the organism in Eukaryota, Fungi, Ascomycota, Sordariomycetes, Xylariales, Xylariaceae. Gene Ontology annotation, biological process: post-translational protein targeting to membrane, translocation; protein targeting. Gene Ontology annotation, molecular function: transmembrane protein transporter activity.
GGGAUCUGGUAAAGUGCCUAGGUACUAUGUAGGUACCUACCUCUAAGAACCUAGCCUCGCUACCUACAUAGUAGAUACCUAGGUACCUGCUAAGGCACUCGCCAUGAGGCUCAACAGCCUGUGCUCCUGUGGCUUAUGCAUGCUGGAUCUUGUAUCUGCUUGUGGCACAGGCAACAAUUACAUACUUACUGGAGUAGAGCUGAAAGUUCCCUGGCUAGCUUGAAUAGGCAGUGUCUUGGCACCCACCCAAUCGCAGCAGUCAAGGUUGAGCAGGGGAAAUCUGGCCGCAUCUUUCUACAGUGGAACUUUUUGGAAAUGUCAAGGUAGCGCGGCGGACUGGACAGCGCAUCACGUUCCCUACUCCCUUAAACAUCGAUCACUCUCGACUUUCGCAUCGAAUAAUCACAACCACAUCUUUGUGUCUCUCUCACCAUCGCUCAUACCUCUGAUACCAACACUCAUAUUGACACAAAAUGGCCGACGUUAUAACAGACUUCAUUGAUGUCCAGAAGGACUUCAUCAAGGACGGCACACAGUUCAUCAACCGGUGCACCAAGCCCGACCGCAACGAAUACAUCAAGAUCUGCCAGGCUGUCGGUGUUGGCUUUGUGGUCAUGGGCGCCAUUGGCUACCUUGUCAAGCUGAUCCACAUCCCCGUCAACAAUGUCCUAGUAGGGGGCGCUUAAUUCGAACGAGAGUACGAGAAGAGGUUAGAUGUAGAAGAUACCAAGAGCGCUGGUCUUCAACUGCAUGGACGGGAAGGAGACAGUGGAGGAACAACGACACCAUAAUUACCCCCAACUCGCUACCGAUAUCGACUGAUAGCCAUCCCAUGGUGAGAUGAGUUGCCCAAUGACGACAACCAAAACGUGGGCCAGAACAUGGUGAACUUGCCGCAUGGCCCGUAGCUGAGAUCAGGAUCAGGAAUGGUGUUCUAGGACAAAGUGGUUUGGUUGGUCAUUGCGAAGUGCGGUCUCCUGCUAUUCUUGUCUUUACUAUGUCAUUGUACAAAAUUGCAUCGUGUGCGACUCAUAGCUGGGUGUUACAAAAAGCAAUGAAAUAUAA